GAGAUUCUCCAUUUUCCCCGUCUCUUCGGCGUCCUCAGUCGCAAAGAAGCAAACUUUUGUUCUCCGACACGAAGACUGCUUCAUUUCUCCCUCAAUAUCUCUCCCCCCAAUCCCUUCUUCGCUUUAAAUGCAUCGUCACCACUCUAAUACAGCUCCAUUCUGAUGAGAAGUUUCCGAUGGGAGCUCAGAAAAGCAUCCAUGCCGGAAAAGCGAAGAUAGAUUUCAAUGUGGACCUAACACACAAGCUAUGCGGAGCUCUCUUAGUUCCACCACUCAGGAAUCCUAGCGGUCCUUUUUCACAGAUUGUCGGCAGGGUUAGUAUUAAGCAUCCCGACAUUUUUGGAGGAAGUGAAAAAUUUGAUUUGUUGUGGGAUAAGGGCCUUCAAGACUCUAAUGUUGUCAUUGCCAUCAGACGGCCCAGGCCUGAAUGGUUGUCUCAGCAAUCAUUUAUUUUUCAGCACUCAAUCUCUCCAGAGAUUGCUGUACAUGGGAUGCCGGUCAAUAUAUUAUCUCAAAUGGGAAAUGGCGGAAUCAAUAUUUCUCGUUUUUCGGCUGGUGUCGAUCUUACGGAGCCUCCGAGUACCAAAUGGAGUACAAAAACCAAUAUUAGGUUUGAGCAUGUCAGUCUUAUUAAUGAUGAUGGCAGACCGAUAAAUCUGGAUCACGAUGGUUUUCCAAUAACAUGCAGUGGCACUUCCCAUGAUAACAUGGUUGUAUUGAAGCAGGAGUCACAAUAUGCUGUUGCCGAUGAUAAUAAAUUUUCUAGGUUGAAUUUUCAAAUAGAACAAGGCUUGCCCCUUCUAUCAAAGUGGUUAAUUUUCAACAGAUUUAAAUUUGUUGCUUCCAAAGGAGUUAGAGUAGGACCUGCUUUACUUGUCACAAGCCUGACGGGCGCUUCCAUUGUAGGGGAUAUGGCACCUCAUCAAGCGUUCUCCAUUGGAGGAUAUGGUAGUAUUAGAGGAUAUGGAGAAGGUGCAGUUGGCUCUGGAAGGUCAUGCCUGGUUAUGAACAGUGAAUUUACGGUUCCUUUGUCAAAAAGGUUAGAAGGGGCUUUAUUCAUGGACUGUGGAACUGACCUGGGAUCUGCUCAUCUUGUUCCAGGCUACCCUGCGAUUCGACAAGGAAAACCGGGGCAUGGAUUCGGGCUCGGUUACGGCCUUCGUUUAAACUCACAGCUCGGCCAAUUUCGAGUCGACUAUGCCGUCAAUGCCUCGCAAAGAAAGACGAUAUAUUUCGGCAUCAACAGUGUAACUUCUUGAGUUGAAAAAGCAAAUAUGAUCUCUCUAAAUGGUUGUUCAGUGGGGGAGCAUUAUGGUCAUUUGAAGCCAAGACUGGUAAUAUUACAUGUAAAUGUUCACAUUCAAAGUGUAUUUAUUUCUAUUGCAUCCAUGUAUUUAUGAUUCCUGAUUUAAUUUUGUUAAAAGGGAAUGUUUGGAUUAGGAGUGUAUUAUUGUCUUUCAAUUGUUAGAUGGUUUUUGAAAUAAUAUUUUGUGGUAUUAGAAAUGCAAU
This is a messenger RNA of Phalaenopsis equestris, 1509 nucleotides long. RefSeq names its product outer envelope protein 80, chloroplastic. Gene Ontology annotation, biological process: embryo development ending in seed dormancy; chloroplast organization. Gene Ontology annotation, cellular component: outer membrane. The record is from RefSeq and is a predicted model, not a curated record. The transcript is spliced from 11 exons. Lineage: Eukaryota; Viridiplantae; Streptophyta; Magnoliopsida; Asparagales; Orchidaceae. Bases 177 to 1259 code for a protein of 360 amino acids.